CUUCUCGGAGCGUGAAAAUGGCGGUUGCAUUCAUUAUCAUACAGUAUUCAAUGAAGCUGAGAAUGAGACGUUGUUUUCUGGUUGGCCUACCAUGUGGUUCUUGGGAGCUCUUAAAUAUCGAUAUCUUUGAAAACCGUUUUAUUCUGGUGCAACUUCGUGUCCAUUGACAAAGCCUCGUCAUGAUGCGUCUCACUCUCUUCGUAGUUCUCGUGUUGUGCUUUGACGCUGCUCAUUCGAUGCCUUUAGAGAACGAUGACGAAUGCAAGGACCAGUACGCAAGCGCCGACUGCAAGAAAGCUAUCGGUGACGACAAAUGGUUCUGCGAGGAUAACAAAAACUUUAUGUUGGUGUAUUGUAGAAUGAGCUGUGGAUACUGUGUCCCCAAGCCUUCAUCUCCAACGAAAGACUGUGUGGAUAGUUUCGGCCAGAAAAUGUGUGAAUGGCUCGCUCAAAACAAUGGAUACUGCAACUUCAAAAAGUCAUUCAUGGAGAAGAACUGUAGGAGAUCUUGCGGAUUCUGCUAGGAAAUAUGACAAUCACUGUCGAGAUGCGGAUGCUAGCUAACAUCAGCAGAUAUCUGUCUUCGUUCUGUUAUUUGAAAUAAAACUUGUAUACUCA
This is a messenger RNA of Nematostella vectensis (starlet sea anemone), 618 nucleotides long. RefSeq lists its product as uncharacterized. Lineage: Eukaryota; Metazoa; Cnidaria; Anthozoa; Actiniaria; Edwardsiidae. The transcript is spliced from 5 exons. The coding region runs from base 180 to 524 and encodes 114 amino acids. The record is from RefSeq and is a predicted model, not a curated record.